AUGGGCAUAGAUGAGUCCAUAGGGCUGGAGGGCAAGGAUGUUCAGAUGGAACAGACAACGUCGACGGCCUCCGAUGAAGUUUCGUAUCCGACAGGCAUACCUCUUUGGUCAAUACUGAUUUCAUUAACCGUGGUAAUCUUUCUUGUUAGCAUGGACGGAACCAUCAUCACGACGGCAAUAACCCGGAUCACGGACGAGUUUGAUUCAACGGCGGAUAUCGGAUGGUACGGCUCUGCAUAUAAGUUGACCAUAUGCGCUUUUCAACUCGCGUAUGGCAAUAUAUUCAAGCUCUUCCCCGUCAAAUGGGUGUUUCUAAGUGCACUCACGUUAUUCGAGCUGGGAUGUGUUAUUUCGGCUGUUGCACAGCAUUCAUACGUAUUCAUUAUCGGUCGAGCGCUGUCUGGACUGGGGGCAGCGGGCGUUCUCACGGGCUGGGUUAUAUUGACGCGGCUUGCCUUGCCGUUGGAAAAACGCCCACUUGUCACGGGAAUUGUUGGCUCAAUGGAAGGGGUCGCGAUUGUCAUCGCCCCCUUGCUCGGAGGAGUUUUCACCAGCCGACUCUCGUGGAGAUGGUGCUUCUAUAUUAACAUAAUCCUCGGGGCUCCAACAGGGAUUGCAAUAAUUCUGUUCUUUCCAAAGAGCACCUCUGCCAAUAAAUCAUCUUCUGUAGCACCACCGGAUCGAAAAAUGACUCUCGCAGGAGCGUCGAAGAAAUUCUUUACCAAAUUUGACAUUCUGGGUCUCAUGUCGAUUUUACCGGCAAUCUUCUGUACUCUGCUGGCACUAGAAUGGGGUGGAUCGUCAUACAACUGGGCAAACUCCCGAAUAAUCGCUUUGUUCGUCCUGGGUGGGGUGUUCUUCAUCAUUUGGGGAAUGUUGCAAUUCUAUCAAGGGGACAAGGCGACAGUGCCGGUCAGGAUCAUUAAGCAGCGAAGCGUUGCCUGUUGCGUCCUAUACAGCUUUGGGAUCUCAGGUACCUUGAAUCUGUUCGAGUAUUACACGGUUAAAGGUGUCUCUGCGAUUAAGGCCGGCUAUAUGUCACUUCCUUUGACUGGGGGACUUAUCAUUUCCUCAAUUGCAACCGGAUUUGCUCUAUCUCGACUAGGGUACUACACACCCUUUAUGAUGGCAGGUGGCGUCCUCAUGAUCCUCGGAGUGAGCCUAAUGACUACGCUGAAACCAGCCUCGGGAAUCAGCGAAUGGGCGCCUUUCGAGCUUCUGAUCGGGUUAGCCGCAGGUAUUGGCUUCCAACAGCCGCUAAUUGCUAUCCAAGCCAUCCUGCCUGACGCUGGCGAUGCGGCAUUGGGAACUGCCAUUGUCAUCUUUACCCAGUCCUUCUCCUCCUCCAUAUUUCUUUCCGUUGGCAAUACUAUCUUCUCCAAUGGCAUCAUCCGCGGAAUAAGGUCGGCCAAUUUGACCACCUCUAGUGAUGAUGUGGAUGUAUCAGCCAGCGGACUGAAUGGUCUAGUCGCACUUCUUGGUCCCAGCACCAAUCAGACCGUGCAGCUAGCGAAAAUGAUUUUGAAUUCUGCCGUGCGGGAUGUGUUUUAUCUUGCACUCGGAACAGCGUGUCUGCUUAUGGUUGGGGCGCUGGGAGUGGAAUGGAAAAGUGUAAAGAGAAAAAGCGAUCCUGAGACUCAUGACCAACGGCAUAAGUCAAGUUCUGAAAGUUGA
This is a messenger RNA of Penicillium malachiteum, 1674 nucleotides long. RefSeq lists its product as uncharacterized. The transcript is spliced from 5 exons. The record is from RefSeq and is a predicted model, not a curated record. NCBI's taxonomy places the organism in Eukaryota, Fungi, Ascomycota, Eurotiomycetes, Eurotiales, Aspergillaceae. Bases 1 to 1674 code for a protein of 557 amino acids. Gene Ontology annotation, biological process: transmembrane transport. Gene Ontology annotation, molecular function: transmembrane transporter activity.